AUGGGACAAAACGUUGCAGUUAUCAGUAUUUGUUCGGUGUUCUUGGUGGCCAUGGUGGUGGCUGUGGCGGUUGGUGUUAACCGAAGCGGUGGUGGAAGUGAUAACGGUGGUGGCGCUACUGUUACUAGUGAGAUAUCGACUUCUACCAAGGCGGUCAAAGCAAUUUGCCAACCUACUGAUUACAAAGAAUCGUGUGAAAAAAGCCUUUCAUCUGCCAACACCACCGAUCCUAAGGAGCUUAUCAGGGUUGGCUUCCAAGCCGCUAUCAGUGAAAUCGAGAAAGUAAUUGCCAAUUCAAGCACCGUGAAAGAGGUAGCCAAUGACCCAAUGGCUCGUCAGGCUCUUGAUAAUUGCAAUGAGCUCAUGGAUUAUGCCAUUGAUGAUCUUAAGAAGUCUUUCGAUCAAAUGGGAGCAUUCGACAUUAGCAAACUCGAUGAAUACGUUGAAAACCUCAAGAUUUGGCUUGGUGGUGCCAUCACAUACCAACAAACUUGCUUGGAUGGAUUCAUGAACACAACCGGUGAAGCUGAAACAAAGAUGAAAGCACUUUUGAAAACUUCUCAGGAGCUUACCAGCAAUGGUUUGGCCAUGGUUUCUGAGAUAUCUUCAAUCCUCAACAAUCUCAAAAUUCCAAAUGUACCCCACAUUGACACUACUGGCGCCGAACGCAGGCUCUUGUCUAAGGAUGGAUUCCCUUCAUGGGUCAGCUCAAAGCAGCGCUUGCUCCUUCAGCACACUCCAGCCACCAUUAAGCCUAAUGUUGUUGUUGCUAAGGAUAGAAGUGGCAAAUACUCCAGCAUCAACGAGGCCCUGAAAGAAGUCCCCAAGAAUAAUCCCACUACAUUUGUUAUUUACAUUAAGGCUGGAGUUUACAACGAGCAAGUGCUUGUCAACAAGAGCAUGAGCAAUGUUAUGUUCAUUGGAGAUGGACCAAUCAAGACCAUCAUCACCGGUCGCUUGAACUAUGUUGAUGGAACUGGCACAUUCAAGACUGCAACAGUUGGUAUUGUUGGUGAAAAAUUCAUGGCCAAGGGCGUUAGAUUCGAGAACACUGCUGGAGCCAUCAAGCACCAAGCUGUAGCACUUCGUGUCCAAAGCGAUCAAUCCAUCUUCUACGACUGCCAAAUGGAUGGCUACCAAGACACCUUGUACGCCCACAGCCAUCGCCAAUACUACAGGGACUGUACCAUCUCUGGAACCAUCGACUUCAUCUUCGGUGAUUCCGCUGCUGUCUUUCAGAACUGCAAAAUCAUCGUCAGGAAGCCUUUGGAUAACCAGCAAUGCAUCGUCACCGCUCAAGGAAGGAUCGAACGCCGUGAGGUCUCAGCCCUUGUUCUCCAAAACUGCACCAUCUCCGGUGCCCCAGAUUACCUCCCUGUGAAGAACAAGAACCGAGCAUACCUUGGCCGCCCAUGGAAGGAAUUCUCCAGGACCAUCGUCAUGCAAUCACAAUUGGACGACAUCAUUGACCCUGAGGGAUGGUUGCCCUGGAAUGGUGACUUCGCCCUUGACACUUUAUUCUAUGCUGAGUUUGGCAACAGAGGCCCCGGUGCAGUUCAGACCAACAGGGUUAAAUGGAGUGGUAUCAAGAAAAUCAAUGAAGCUCAGGCCCAGCAAUUCACCGCUGGCGUGUUCUUACGUGGUGGCGACUGGAUCCCUCAGUCUGGGGUGCCCUACACUCCUGGCAUGAUUCCUGGACUAUAGAGAAUUAAAACAUGAAGAUGAUUGACAACUUUUUCGUUCCAUUU
Durio zibethinus is the source of this 1748-nucleotide messenger RNA. Its product is annotated as putative pectinesterase/pectinesterase inhibitor 21. The record is from RefSeq and is a predicted model, not a curated record. Gene Ontology annotation, biological process: cell wall modification. NCBI's taxonomy places the organism in Eukaryota, Viridiplantae, Streptophyta, Magnoliopsida, Malvales, Malvaceae. Gene Ontology annotation, molecular function: pectinesterase activity; enzyme inhibitor activity.